This is a messenger RNA of Striga hermonthica, 1734 nucleotides long. The record is from the annotation of a GenBank genome assembly. NCBI's taxonomy places the organism in Eukaryota, Viridiplantae, Streptophyta, Magnoliopsida, Lamiales, Orobanchaceae.
AUGGGAAACGGAUUGCGGAAGCUCACCGUCUGCUUCGCCGGCGACGCCGGCGAGAUUUCCCGGCGGCGGAACGACGCCGCCGUAUACUCCUCGGAGCCCCCCGACGAGGGCCUUGGCCACUCCUACUGCUACAUACCCCACGACUAUCCCGCCGGCGCCGCCGCCCUGAGCGCGGCGGCUCCCUUCCCCACAAUCUCCGGCGCCGCCGUCUCCGCCAACGUCUCAACCCCCCUCUCCACCGACCCCUUCGCCUCGGCCGUCCUCGAGAGAUCCUCCGCUUUCGAGGCCUCCGAGCUCUUCUCCUCCACCCCUUUGCAGCCGGUGCCCAGAAGCUCGUGCUCCGGCCACACGGCAAGAUCCGGCCCGAUCCUCCGGAAUUCCUGCCCUGUCUCCGGCCCGAUCGAGCAGGGUUUCCUUUCCGGCCCAAUCGAGCGCGGGUUCAUCUCCGGCCCGCUGGACUCCCACCGGACCGGCCCGAAAAAACAGAGCCUGGCCCAAAACCUCAGAAAUGCCAUCCCCAAACUACCCUUUUGGACUUUCAAUAAGGAAAUAAUCCAAAACAGUGUUAGUGGAAACAGCAGCAGCACUGUCACUAGCAUCAAUUCGAGUAGUGAAAUGAGUUUGACUUUGACCGACGAAAACGACGAUCACCACCAGCCUUUCGUCACUGGCCCGAAUCUUCAGUGGGCCCAGGGUAAGGCCGGUGAGGAUCGGGUCCACAUCGUGAUCUCCCAAGAAAACGGUUGGGCCUUUGUCGGCGUUUACGACGGUUUUAACGGACCCGAUGCCACCGACUUCCUCUCGAACAAUCUCUACCCGAACGUGCGCAAAGAGCUCAACCGGUUCUUGAUUGGCGAAGAAAGCACGGAGCUUGAUACUAAAUUGAGGGAGAAGUUUAGCAAUCUUGGCCCGGAUAGUGUAGCGGGCCGUUUACCGGGCCCGGGCCUUAAUCACUCGGAGGUCUUGAGAAGUUUAUCUGAGGCAUUGAGGAAAACCGAAGCCUCGUAUUUGGAGAUAGCCGAUAUGAUGCUCGCCGAGAAUCCCGAGCUAGCUUUAAUGGGGUCGUGCGUUUUGGCUAUGGUAAUAAAGGGUCACGACGUUUAUUUGAUGAAUGUUGGGGAUAGUCGAGCCGUGUUGGCCCGAAAGGGCGAAAGUGGGAAAAUAAGAAGAAUGAAUAGUGAGGAGACAAUGUUCGAUUAUUGUCAACUCACGAUGGAUCAUAGCACAUCGGUUAAGGAGGAAGUGAGGAGGAUUCGAAAAGCGCAUCGUGAUGACCCGUUUGCAGUUAUCAAUGGUCGGGUGAAAGGUUCGUUGAAGGUCACCCGAGCAUUCGGAGCCGGGUUUCUCAAACAUCCGAAAUGGAACAAUGCACUUCUCGAGAUGUUUAGAAUCGACUAUAUCGGGACAUCGCCUUACAUCACGUGCUCUCCAUCUCUUUACCACCAUAGAUUGGAAUCGAACGACAAGUUCUUGAUUUUAUCAUCCGAUGGGCUCUACCAAUACUUCACGAACGAGGAGGUCGUUUAUGAAGUCGAGUCAUUCAUGUUGAAUUUUCCUGAGGGUGAUCCAGCUCAGCAUCUUGUCAAGGAAUUGUUGUUUCGUGCGGCUAAGCAAGCCGGUAUGGAUUUUCAUCAGUUGCUCGAUAUUCCGCAAGGCGAUCGGAGACGAUACCAUGAUGACGUGUCAAUUAUUAUUAUUUCGUUCGAAGGAAGUAUGUGGCGUUCGUCGUUGUAG